AUGCCAGAACUACCAACUUUACUUCCUCUCCUCCUGCAGAGCCUAGACUUGACCGAUCCCCUUUCACAACCUAUAAAAGCCGGAACCCUGGAGACACUAGCUGUAAUAAUUCGCGAUAACGGCGUCAGCGUAAUUAGCGAAGUGGGCUAUGUGGAUGAUUUGGUGAAACGGUUGUUGAAGACAGCCGCACAUAACACCACAGUGUCAACAUCAGCAGCAACGCCAACAACAACCACCGGCGCAGCUAGCUUCACCUCAAUGCCAAACUCCCCACGCAUCCGUGCACAAUCACUCCAGUGUCUCUUGCUCCUCGCGCAGACACCUGGCGUUUCGGAUUCGACUUCACCGGGAGCCAAAGCUGCUAGCGCGAAACCUUCGCCAUUGCUUCCUUUGAAGAGCGUAGUGUUGCGCUCCCUGAAGUUUGCGCUUGAUGACCCUAUACGGGACGUGCGGAAGGCCGCGGUGGAUGCGAGAGCGGCAUGGCUGAGGGGGGUGGAGCAUCUAGCGGGCGACGAGGAAGAUUAA
This is a messenger RNA of Histoplasma mississippiense, 525 nucleotides long. RefSeq lists its product as hypothetical. The transcript has a single exon. The record is from RefSeq and is a predicted model, not a curated record. Gene Ontology annotation, biological process: iron-sulfur cluster assembly. Bases 1 to 525 code for a protein of 174 amino acids. Gene Ontology annotation, cellular component: cytosolic [4Fe-4S] assembly targeting complex. Lineage: Eukaryota; Fungi; Ascomycota; Eurotiomycetes; Onygenales; Ajellomycetaceae.